Rotaria sordida is the source of this 1104-nucleotide messenger RNA. NCBI's taxonomy places the organism in Eukaryota, Metazoa, Rotifera, Eurotatoria, Philodinida, Philodinidae. The record is from the annotation of a GenBank genome assembly.
AUGGAAAAAACAAUUCUACUUGGAAUGUUUGUUGCAAUUAUUGGUUUAAUAUUUUUGGGAACAAUCAUACUUAAUCUUUUAGCAAUUGUUUAUAUUUUAUCAACACAAGAUAAAACAACAAUUGCUAUGUUAGUUGUUAAUUUAGCUAUAGCUGAUAUUAUUCAUGCGAUGGGUAUUAUUUUUUUCAGUAGCACUUUAUUUACACGUAGUUGGAUAUUUGGCGCAUUUGGAUGCAAAUUUAGUUUAUCUAUUGAUGUACUUUGCACAGUGGUCAUUGUUUAUACAGUUGCAGCUUUAAGUAUUGAACGUUAUAUAGAUGCACGUUCAAUUUUUCCAGCAAAAUAUCGUACAUUAAUUAUAUUUGGAUUAAUAGUUCUUAUAUGGGCACUUGGUCUUUGUUUAGCAUAUCCAUUUAUUUUUUAUACUUUUCUUGAGGACAGUACUAAGAAUAUUAAUAUUAGUAAUAAAAAUUCGUCAAUUACACCAAUAUUUUCAUGUGAAUCAAGGCUAACAGAAAGGCUAUUAUUUAUUCAUGAAAUAAUUCUAUAUGUCAUUGCUUUUAUAAUACCUUAUUCAAUAAUUGUUUUAUUUUCAUUAAAAUUACUCAAAUUUUUACGUACUUGGAUAAAACGUAAAGUACAAUUAACAAAUUCAAGUAUAGCAAAAAAACGAACACGUGGUGUUAAACUUGUUUUAUGUAUUGUUUUAUCAUUUCUUAUAUGUUUUACACCAUUUUGGACAUUUAAAUUUUAUACACGUUUUAUUGUUGAUGAAAAAGUUGUACCACGAUCAUUAUUACAACGUAUUUUAUCUUAUAUACAUUUACUUGUUGUUUUAUUAAAUCAUUUUGAAGGAAUACUUAAUCCAUUAUUUUUUAUUGUAUUAACUGAACGUUUUUGUUUAGCAUUUUCAAAACAUCGACAACGUCAAACAAGAUUUUUUGGUACAAGAUCAUCUGUUACUAUAUUUAGUGGAGGUAAAAAAUCAACAAAAUUAUCAUUAGUAUCAACAGCAACAGCAAGAAAUACAGAAAUUAAUGGUCUUUUACUAUUAAAUAAUAAUCGAUUGGAAGAUAAUGAUCAAAUACCAACAGUUGUUCCAUGA